Penicillium cataractarum is the source of this 408-nucleotide messenger RNA. RefSeq lists its product as uncharacterized. Bases 1 to 408 code for a protein of 135 amino acids. NCBI's taxonomy places the organism in Eukaryota, Fungi, Ascomycota, Eurotiomycetes, Eurotiales, Aspergillaceae. The record is from RefSeq and is a predicted model, not a curated record. The transcript is spliced from 5 exons.
AUGAGUGGUGCCGGUGAAGACAGAUGGCGCGGGCCAGCUCGCCAGUCAUCACAACGCCAGUCAGGCAAUGGAAACCGUGACAGAACAGGAGGACAAGGUGGUCCUCGUGGUGGCAAUUCAUCCUGGGGCUCUCAUAGCCCAGCGCAGGACCAGCAUGUACCAGUUCGGGGAUUCAAUGCUGCCGAAGUCAAGAAUGUCCUGAAGAAAGGACCCAAUGGUAUACCCAACCCUUCCGAUGAACCGAAAGCUCCCUUCUACAAGCCCGCUGGCAAGGACACGAACAACCAGCGAUCAGGUGGCCCAUGGGGCUCGAAAUCAAACACAAUGGCAAACGGAAAGGACUUUUUCAUCGAGCUCCGCAAGCAAGUCGCCUCUCUCCAGCGUGGAGGUCCUCCCGUCGGCGGUUGA